GCCGACGUAGCAUACAGUAGGUACCAGAAGGCAGCCGGUUGGACUCCUUCAGGCCAAGAGGAUAGAUAUGGUGUGUAGAGGACACCAUCGGCUCCUGUAGACCAUUUCAAUUUACUCGGGGGUUCUUUUUUCUUUUUUUUUCUCUUUUAUUUUCCUUUUCUUCAAUUUUCUGUCUACGGGUGGCAAUCAGUUCCUCUUCAAAAAGAACCUCUUCCACUUCGUUUUUCUUGUUGGAAAAUCCCAAAUCUUGUGACAAUUUGAAACAAUCAAUUGGAAAAAAAACAACCUCAUCAUUAGAGAAGAGAAAAUCAAUUGUUAAGGAAAUAGUAACAUUUCUUGAAAAAUUGUUCAAAAUCUGCUACCAGUGAGGAUUUAAAGUUUCAAGGUCGUCAUAUGUGAUCAUCAAUCUUACAAGAUAUUGUGUGAAGUGGAACCAAAAUUUACGGUGACUUCUAAUUAGAAAAAAAAAAAAAAAAAUUGUGGAUUCGAAGAAUGGAUAGAAAUUGGAAUAACUGAAGAUUUGUUGAAAAAAAAAUAGUUUUUAAAAGCAGAUGGUUUAAGAGUUUCGUGGCGAAAUGUAAACGGUAGUGACGGUGAUUGGCAAAAUUUUGGAAUAACAAAAGAAGAAAAGAAAGGUUUUUUAUUGUUGUUGUUGUUGUUGUUGUGAAUUUAGGAAAUUUUUUCGAUAAUUUUUUAGUGCACCUUGUGUUAUGGUGUCGAUAGGUUUCCUCGAAGCGGGACGAAGAUCGAAAUCUGAGGAGAAAUUUAAAAAGGAGAAGCUUCUGUGUUUAAUAAUUUCUACUUGUGUGGAUCUUUAGUUUAUCAGCUUGUCAUUCAGGAUUAGUUGGAGUUUAAUCACAAGUCGAAAUACUAUGAUGGUGAUGAAGUCGUGCCACUCGUUUCUCAUAGGAAUUAUCCUGAUUCUACGAACAAAUUGUCAAACAACAGAAGAAAAUAAAUUUUCAGCUGAAACAAAAUUGUCAACAAAUUUUCAAAAUUCAGAUGCAUUUCUUGGCGCUGUAUUGGCAGUUGAACAAGAUUCAUUGAGAAGGGAAAUUAAUCGAACAGAUUCAAAUUUAAAUUUAAUUCGUAAACGACGAUUCGUGAGAUUUCCCAGUGGUUCAGGAUAUGCAUUUGAGGGGCAACAACAUCCACGUUCAAUUGGAUUGGCAAAUAUGCGAUUUGGACCACAGGCACAAUUUUCAACAUGGAGACAACAAAAAUCAUUUUGGCGACCACCUCCUGUUUCAGGAGGUCCACCUCCUAUUGCUGAAUUCACAAGGCCAGUCAUGGGACAUCGUACGCCAAGACUUAUUUUUCGCGACAACGACUUUCCGGCCACGACCGGAAAUGGAGUCAGCAGCAAUUUCUUUCAAUCCAAUCAACUUCCUGAAAUCGAGGAAGAAAUUCGAGAUCACCGAAAGCAAUUAAUCAACGAAUACCCGCGACUUGAGACCGAGCCGCGAAUUCAAAAAAGACCCCUUUGGGAAGGUGACGAUUCGUUGUGCACUGACGGACGGAGCUGUGAAUUUUUUCUAUUAUGCUGGAUGUCUUCCGGUUUCUUGGACGGAAGUUGUGGUGGAUUAAUGUACGCGUGUUGUCAUCGAAACAAAGAAUCAGCAAAGGCAAGUUCCGAUUAUAAUCUCGCCGAUGCUGCUAGAGAAGAGAAUCUUCUUCUCUCGACGGAUUCUUACUCUGAAGAGUCGCCAAAUGACGAUCGCUGUGGAAUAUCGGCCACAAAACAAACCGCUCAAAGAAGAAUUGUUGGUGGUGACGAAGCUGGUUUCGGAAGUUUUCCCUGGCAGGCAUAUAUUAGAAUUGGAUCCAGUAGAUGUGGAGGAACAUUGGUGAACCGCUUUCACGUCGUUACUGCGGGUCACUGUGUCGCUAAGGCAUCAGCAAGACAAGUACAGGUUACACUUGGAGAUUAUGUAGUUAAUUCUGCAUCAGAAUCUCUUCCGGCUUACACUUUUGGAGUGAGAGAAAUUCGAGUGCAUCCUUAUUUUAAAUUUACUCCUCAAGCUGAUAGGUUUGAUGUUGCUGUACUGAGAUUAGAUCGACCAGUUCAUUACAUGCCUCAUAUAGCACCAAUUUGUUUACCGGAAAAAAAUGAAGACUUCUUAGGACAAUACGGGUGGGCUGCAGGUUGGGGAGCACUUCAAGCGGGUUCGAGAUUAAGGCCAAAAACGCUUCAAGCUGUAGAUGUACCAGUUAUUGACAAUAGAGUUUGUGAAAGGUGGCAUCGUUCUAAUGGCAUUAAUGUUGUCAUUUAUGAUGAAAUGAUGUGCGCUGGUUAUCGUGGUGGUGGCAAAGAUUCUUGUCAGGGCGAUAGCGGAGGUCCAUUAAUGCUUGAAAAAACAGGAAGAUGGUACCUAAUUGGAAUUGUAUCAGCCGGAUAUUCUUGCGCUCAGCCAGGACAGCCAGGAAUUUAUCAUAGAGUAGCAAAAACCGUUGAUUGGAUAACUUAUGUCAUAAAUUCAUAAAAUUUUAAUUAUUAUUAUUAUAUAUUUUAAAAAAAUAGCAGUGAUUUUAAUUAAAAUGAAACUAGGACUUUUCAUUUUUAUAUUAUAGAAUGGAUUUCCAUUCCGAAGACUGCCAAUUAUUAUUAUUUUUUUUUUUUGAGAAAUGGACUUUUAAAAAAAAUAGAAAUAACAUACAAAAAAGAGUUCAAUAAACACUUGACAAUAAAACGGCUAUAAAAUUAACAAAAAAGAAAAAAAAAUCUUAAAUUCCAUUUCUUAAUAUUUAAAUGUAGUCGUUAAAUUAUUUAUAUAUAUAUUUGAAAAGAAGCAAAAAAACAAUUUUCCAAAGACCUAAAAAUAUGAGACAUAACAGUUUAUUGUUUCAUAGUUUUCUAACAUUUUUUUUUUCA
Leptopilina boulardi is the source of this 2872-nucleotide messenger RNA. RefSeq names its product venom protease. The coding region runs from base 873 to 2483 and encodes 536 amino acids. Lineage: Eukaryota; Metazoa; Arthropoda; Insecta; Hymenoptera; Figitidae. The record is from RefSeq and is a predicted model, not a curated record. Gene Ontology annotation, molecular function: serine-type endopeptidase activity. The transcript has 10 exons. Gene Ontology annotation, biological process: proteolysis.